Molecule: messenger RNA, 1666 nt
Organism: Poecilia latipinna (sailfin molly)
Lineage: Eukaryota; Metazoa; Chordata; Actinopteri; Cyprinodontiformes; Poeciliidae
Product: endonuclease domain-containing 1 protein-like
Exons: 2
Coding region: 340-1245 (301 amino acids)
Molecular function (GO): metal ion binding; hydrolase activity; nucleic acid binding
Source: RefSeq, a predicted model, not a curated record
UCAAAUGCAAAUUGCUGGGCUGAACCCAUUAUUAUUACACCUCCAUGAAUGCUACUAUGUCAUGUCAGCAAUGUGGAAAAGGGGCACGAUAAAAUGCUCUCAGUGUCAGAUAACAUUCACUGCCUUUAAACUAAUACAGCUACACUUGUGGCAAUUUGAAUAUAUGGAAAGACCUUACAAUGGGAGAUCAGUUGGAAGCACAGAUGAGCCAGGAAGGGAAAUGUUGAGUUUGAUAGAGCUGAAACCGAGGCUGUGCCUUUUAGACGUAGACGACUCGCAGCCUUAUUCACAAGGAGGUUCACAAAGAUCUACAGGAACAGAGAAAAACAAGCUGCAGAGAUGAGAGCGACAUCUGCAAACCGUGCCGUUUCCCUGUCAGCUGUUGUGAUGGUGCUGACCUCCGUGGCGCUGCAGGGAGUCCAAGCAGGAGUAGUAAGCGACUUCAACCAUGCAGAGCGCUGCAAGGACUCCCUGUACAUGGGAACCCCACCUAGAGGUUAUCUCAGCAACUCCUUUAAGAAGAUCUGCCAGAGGUACGAGGAUAAACCUCGCUACGCCACAGUGUAUGACCCCCGCAGGCACAUCCCCAUCUUCUCUGCGUACACGUUCAAGAAGUCAGACGGGGAGAAGAAGGUGGACUUCCCCUGGAUGUUUGAGCCUCAGUUGGCAUCAGAGAAGAGCAGCAGCAACAUGGAGCCUUUCCCCCAGUCUACAAGCAUGCACAUGAACUUCGAGGACACCCAGGCCGUCCUCGAAGAUUACGCCGACGUUGUUCAGUACGAACGCGGUCAACUAAACCCCGACGAGCACCAAGCGGACCCUCUGGACAAAGCCUCCACCUACAGCUUGACAAACGUGGUUCCUCAGAUAAGGGAGUUCAACCUGGGUCCAUGGUCCGAACACCAGGACAUCGUCCGCAAACGACUCAACAACUACUGCAGAGGAAAGGCCUACGUCAUCACCGGGGUCACCACGUCCGGACACACGAUCCGCCGCAACAACAUGGACCGGGUGGCCGUGCCGGAGUACAUGUGGUCGGCUUACUGCUGCACGGAGUUCGACCAGAAUGCGCCGUACUUUGUGCGCUACAAGUUCCCCGUGUUUGGGGCAUACGGGCUGAACGACCGCGUCAACAACCAGAUGGUGGAGGUUCCCCUGAAGAACCUGGAGAAGUUCCUCAAAGGGAGGAUGGAUGUGGACAAGAACUUCCAGAUAUUCUAUAACGACUGUGUGCCAGACAACUAGGGAAAUUGAUGUAAUAGUAGCUUUUAAGUGCGUUAUUAAUUUAGGAGUUAAUUUUAAGAAUAAGUCAGCGAUUGACAUGCUUGGAAUUUAAUGGUUUGAGAAACUCUGUCCCAUUUUGGAUACAUUUUAAUUUGAUGUUUUGCCCCAUUGUUUUACUUAGUAGUAUAUAUUCUGUUUAUCCCAAUUCUUUGAUCAAAUAAAUGAUAGAAAUAUGGAAAAGUAUAACAUGGUCAAAGACAAGUCUUUGUAUUUGAGAACAGCAUAAAAACAAUGAAUUGUCAUACUUUUACUUCAACAAUAUAUAUUUCAAUUCUAAUAAAGAUCCAAUGUCUACCCAAAAUGCUGGAGAUUAUUAUUUGGCCUAUGAUUACAAUGUAUAAUGUAAAUUAAUUCACGUAAUACAGACAGUUUUGAUUUUGAA